Molecule: messenger RNA, 1804 nt
Organism: Guillardia theta CCMP2712
Lineage: Eukaryota; Cryptophyceae; Pyrenomonadales; Geminigeraceae
Exons: 7
Coding region: 182-1804 (540 amino acids)
Molecular function (GO): protein binding
Source: RefSeq, a predicted model, not a curated record
CAUCUUACCUCUCCCUCUGACAUCUCUCUUCUUCCUGGGGCCCUUAUCUUCAUUCACUCUAACACCAUAGUCUGCUGAUCACUCCAUCAUCUACCUCUACUCCACUUGUUGCACCUGCUCUGUCGUUCCUGCCCCCCUUCAUUCUUCGUCAGCUGAUCCCUGACUCUCUCAUAACCUCAAGAUGAGGGAGGCAAUAUUCGAGAUGGACGACUGCGGUCCAGCCUCGUGCGUGGAAGUGGAGCAAGGGAAAGAGCAGGCAAAGCCGCCGCCGACCAAGUCGUACGGCAUGAUGGCUGACAUGGACUCGCUCCACGGCAUCAUGAUGCGACUGGACGAGCCCCGUCACCUCUGGCUCUGUGCGCAGGUGUGCAGGAGCUGGGGGGACGCGACGGUAUCAGAGGACUUGUGGAGGAACGUGUUCUACAUCAAGUUCGGGGACGCGGCGAGGGCGAUCGUGGAGGACAUGCGCGCAUAUGAGGGGCUGUCCUUCAGACAGCUCUGUGCUCGAGCCGAGUCGACCGUCGUGCUCGCCUGGGGUCAAGGCUGCAGCAGCAUGCAGGAGAGCUCUGGAGCGCCUCGCUGCCCCACCCUUGUUGGAGGAGGAGGCAUGAGGAGCAACUACGUGCAGCAGGUGUCGGUCGGGCAUGAGUUCACUUGCGCGUGCACUUGGAGCGGGCAGGUGCUGUGCUGGGGGAGCAACUCCUUCGGUCAGUGCGGGGUAGCGCCGAGCGUUGCAAGCUUCGUGCCCGAGCCGCUGCCCGUGGAGCUGCUGGGGUCGGUGGAGGAGGAGGGAGACGCGCUGGUCGCGCAGGUGUCUUGCGGUUUCGCCCACAUCGCCGCGGUCUCGUGCUCAGGGAAGGUGCUGUGCUGGGGAAGCAACGAGCACGGGCAGCUGGGAGUCAGCAAGGAGGCGCUGUGGGGGUAUGGAGGAGGAGGAGUGCACCGGCAGUCGAUCAGCGCUGCUCCCCUGCAGGUAAUGCUGCCGCAUCCCGCGCCGCGCUUCCGCAAGGUCUGCUGCGGGUCAGAGCACACGGGGGGGCUGACGGAGGAGGGAGUGGUGUUCAUGUGGGGGUCCAACGACCAGGGGCAGUGCGGGUACACCGAGCACAGGAUGGAGCUGGGGGAGGAGGAGGCGGUCGAUCGCUGGGAGCCGCGGGUGCUUGAGGAGCUGCUGGGGAAGAGGGUGCUGGACCUGGCGCUAGGAGCGAGAUUUUCGCUGCUCCUUACAGAGGACUCGCUGCUCUCGUGCGGGUCCAACACCUUCGGGCAGCUGGGAAGGUCAACCCCGCAGUACCUCGACCCCUGCCCGGGUAAAGUUGAGUUGAGCACGGAGCAAGCAAUGGGGCAGGAGGAGGGGAGGACUCGCGUGUGCAGCAUGUGCUGUGGGGAUGAUCACGCCCUGUGCUACAUGUCCGAUGGAUCCGUGUGGGCAUGGGGACGGGGAACUCAGGCGGCGCUGGGCAUGGGAGGGCAGCAGAAGAACACGAGCAGACCGCAAGUGAUCUCGACGCCGCUGGGCAAGAAAAUCCUCCUCCUCGCUGCUGGAGGCUCAAGCUCUGGUGCAAUCAGCUCCAGCUUGCAGGGGACGGGUGUUGAGCAGUACAACUGCCUGUACACGUGGGGAGCCAACAGGAAAGGUGAACUUGGACACGGCGAUCUCACGAAGAAGACUGUUCCUAAAGUUGUCAAGGGCGUGAGCAGAAGCGCCUCUCUCUUCCUGCUCGAUCUCGGAAACACUCAUAGCGUUGCUCUUGCAGAGUGGCGGAGGCAGACUCCUGCUCGAAGAGUUUCAGACGCGGGGUAA